Messenger RNA from Phyllopteryx taeniolatus (common seadragon), 9943 nucleotides. It is a transcript of the gene lrp13b, whose product is annotated as low-density lipoprotein receptor-related protein 2. The coding region runs from base 74 to 9757 and encodes 3227 amino acids. The transcript is spliced from 51 exons. The record is from RefSeq and is a predicted model, not a curated record. Gene Ontology annotation, cellular component: plasma membrane. Gene Ontology annotation, molecular function: calcium ion binding; protein binding. Lineage: Eukaryota; Metazoa; Chordata; Actinopteri; Syngnathiformes; Syngnathidae.
AUGUGCGGUUGUGCUUAAUUAAAAGGCUCCGUGCAGGUGAAACACUAGUCUGGAUGAGUCGCGCGUGCUCGACAUGAACUCACGCCAGCUCAUUUGUUUGGUUUUCCUGUCAGUUUUCAAGUUAUCCAAAGUGCAAACAUUUCAGUGUCGUACAAACCAGUGGGAGUGUGAUGACGGAAGCUGCAUCGCUGAUAAAUGGAGAUGUGAUGGAGAAGGGGACUGCCUGGAUGGCUCUGAUGAGAUGGAUUGCACUGCUGCUCCAGGCUCUCCUCGCUGUCCACUCGGUCAGUUUCCAUGUGUGGACUCAGUCAGCUGUGUUGACUCAUCUGCACGCUGUGAUGGACAGAAGCAGUGUCCCACCGGCUCAGAUGAGGAGAACUGUACAGUCGCCAGCGGCUGUUUAGACUCAGACUGGAUGUGUGGGAAUCACAUUUGUAUACCCAGAGAGCUGCGCUGUGAUGGAAAUGAUGACUGCAUGGACAACUCUGAUGAAGAGGCCUGUGUUGUGUGCAGUGAGGGUGGCAUACAAUGUGCAGACGGGGUGUGUUUUUCUGCUGACCAGAUGUGUGAUGAGACGUUUCACUGCUCAGAUGGCAGCGACGAGCCUGUAACCUGCAGGCAGACCUGUUCUGUGAACAAUGGCGGUUGUAGCCACGUGUGUACAGAUGAGUCCUGGGGUGCUUUGUGCACAUGUCCUCCUGGAUAUAAACUCUCCAUCAAUGGGGCAGUCUGCAAAGAUGUGGAUGAAUGCACCCUUCCCUUUGCACCAUGCCUGCAUCACUGCACCAAUACAGUUGGAUCUUACUAUUGCCACUGCAGAGAAGGCUUCAAUCAGAAUAAAGGCUUUGCAUGUUUGGCCACAGGUAAUGUUACCAGACUGCUGACAGUGCUGAGGACAUCUGUUGGGCUGCUAAAUGUGAAGUCACAACAAUUUGAUGUGCUCCAGACUUUAAAGUUAAACCCAGUGGCCCUGACAUAUGACAUUGCCCGAGGCCACUACUACUGGGCUGACGAGACGGGGCACAUAUAUAAAAGUGAUGGGCAACGCAGCGUGACAAUUUAUGCUGGGCAGGCUGGAAUCAAAGCUUUAGCUUGUGACUGGCUGAACGGAAACAUCUUCUGGACCAAUCAGAGGACAAAAUCAAUCUACAUGCAAGCAGAUGAUGAAACAAGUUACACUUUUCUGUUGCGCAAAUCCAUAAGCCCAUCAGAAUUGGUUAUUCUACCAGUGGAGAGUUUGAUGUUUUGGAUCAACACGGGCCCUGGUGAUAGGGUGACCAUAGAUAGGUCAUGGAUGGAUGGAUCAGACAGAAGCUCUCUGGCUGUACUCACGUCUCAAUUGGCUCACGGACUGGCAACCGACGUGGCCGCCAGGAGGCUCUACUGGAUCAGUGACUUCAAGAUGUCCAUUGAGACGAUGAAGGUGGAUGGGACUGGCCGCUAUGCAUUCACUGGACUGUUCAACAGGAGACCAGCUCUGAAUCUAGCUGUAUUUGAAGGUUUCUUCUAUUGGGUGGAUGACAAAGGACUCUGGCAGGUGCCGCAGACCCAACCAAGUCAGAGGAAGUUUCUGUGGAAAGCCACAGUACCACUGUUGACUGUCUAUCAUGAGCUGCAGCAGCCUCGAAGUACAUCUGCAUGUGUCAAGACCCCGUGCCAGAUCUGUCUGCUCACUAAAGGCAACCCUGUGGGGUUUACCUGUACUUGUCCCAACCCAAAAGUACUAAUGGUUGACGGAACAUGUCAAUAUCCAAGAUUCCUAUAUGCUACCUCCAACAGUGUCAAUCUGUUGGAGUUUAAAGAUGGCCUUUCCACAGAAACUGAGAUCUUUGCUACUGACAAGGGCAUCCUGUCAUUUGAUGUGAACUGGAACACAGACUGGCUGUACUGGGCCAACCAAACUGGUCACGUCCAACGCACCAGCCUAACCCAAGUCAAGACUGAGAGGAUUCCUACAACCAUGUCAGUUUGUCUCAUAAAAAUCGACCAGAAGAGUGGGCGUCUGUAUUGGGUGUCCUGUGACCAAACCCGCAUUGGCUCAGUGGAAGUGGACAGUCGUUACCAGCAGCAGUUAUACCAUACAACAAAGGAGAUCCGAAGCCUCUACUUGGACUGGCUUAGGGGUGGAAUCAUCUGGUUUGAGGAGGAGCAGAUCUUUACCAUGAGCAUGAUGGGAGGCAAACCAAAAGAGUUGUUGCACUUGGUAGGCGUCAGAGGGAACAUUGCUUUUGACUUGAGAGCUGCUAGUCUACUGUGGAACUCCAACAUGGCAGGGCUGACAACACUGAGCCUGCUCCAGGGAAAAAAACACCAAGCAGGAAGAAGAUGGAACAUUUCCGGCUCGGUGGUAGGUGCCCUAGAGCCUUACCUGUUGUCUCUGUCUGAUGAUGUCAUGACCCUGUGGGACCGACGUGAUGGGCGCCAUAUCCAGGACGUGACACUGAGAGGUCACAUAGUCUGUGUGGUGCCAGCACUUGGGGACAUACCUGCAGUACCUGUUACUGCCAUCUGCAACAAAGCAUCUCUGCUAUGCAAGGGGACAUCCAUCUGCCUCCCUCAGAGUAAGCUGUGUGAUGGCCAAAAUGACUGUCCUGAUGGAGAUGAUGAAAGUUUUUGUGUUAAAAAAUGUCCAUCCAAAGAUGAUUUUAAGUGCACAGACCAGAGGAGUUGUGUGUCCAGAGCUCUGGUGUGCGAUGGCCGCGCUCAUUGCGUCGAUGGCUCAGAUGAGGUCAACUGCCCUGCUGUUGCCUCACUUGGGACUCGGGUGAAUGCUCUCAAGUGUCGCAAGGGCUCUUGGCUAUGUAAGAAUGGCAUAGAGUGUGUGUCGUACAGCCAUAUGUGUGAUGGGGAGAGAGACUGUAAGGAUGGGACGGAUGAAGAGGAAUGUGAGCAGGACGUGAGCUCACCGAAACCAACCACAGAUGUAUCUAAUAAAAUUGCUCCUAUAUCGGCAAGUCCUGCCCCAUCCCUGCCUACCUGCACCAGCCCAUCUGUCCUUUGUCCCCAUCCUUCUGGUCACCUUUGCAUCUCCCCAAAGCAGUUUUGCGACGGGCGAGAAGACUGUCCUGAUGGCUUUGAUGAAAAUAACUGUGUGAAACGAUGUCCCUCAAAAACCGAUUUCCGCUGCAAGGAUCGUAGGAGCUGCGUCUCCAAGAGCCUGGUUUGUGACGGGCGUGCUCAUUGUCACGACGGCUCUGACGAAGUUGACUGCCCGAGUGUUGCAAUCCCUGCUGGCCAAGCAAAGGCCUUGAAAUGUCUCAUGGGCUCACAAUUAUGUCGGGAUGGCAGCGAAUGUGUGCUUUUCACUCUCGUGUGUGACGGAGAGCCAGACUGCAGAGAUGGCUCUGAUGAAGAAGGAUGUGACACUGCAACGACUAAGACUCCUCCAGAAAAUACCCACUUAAAUCGACCUCCUUUGCCUGUCAAUACUCAACCACCCAGCAAGCCAUCCUGCCAGAGUCCUUCAUUUCUGUGUCCAGAUUCUUCAUGUAUACCCUCAACACAGAUAUGUGAUGGAGUUAAAAAUUGUCCUGAUGGCUCUGAUGAGAAUACAUGCAUGAAGCGAUGCCCAAAUAAGUCUGACUUCCUCUGCAAAGACAGGCGGAGCUGUGUUUCAAAGAAGCUGGUUUGCGAUGGCCGAGCUGAUUGCCAUGACAGCUCAGAUGAGGUUGACUGUCCAACUGUAGCUCCUCCCAUCAACCGGGCAAAGACGCUGAAAUGCCGUGUGGGUUUCCAGCUAUGCAAGGAUCGGACUGAAUGUGUUCCCUACAGCCAUGUGUGUGAUGGAGAAAAAGACUGUCUGGAUGGGUCAGACGAAGAGGAAUGUGACACUACAGAAACCCCAUCUUCCUCCAAUCCAAGCUUAAAUAAUUUGCCCUCAUCCAAGUCCUUUAAGCCUUCCCCCAAACAGUCAUGUAGGAGUCCAUCAGUGUUUUGUCCAAAUUCAUUUGUUUGCGUUCACCUGACACAAAUGUGUGAUGGAACAAAAGACUGUCCUGAUGGCUCAGAUGAGAUCUGUGUGAAAAGAUGCUCUCAUAAGACUGACUUUCUGUGCAAGGAUCGUAGGAGCUGCGUCUCCAAGAGCUUAGUUUGUGACGGGCGUGCUCAUUGUCACGAUGGCUCAGAUGAGGUUGACUGUCAGAGUGUUGCUAUCCCUGCUGGCCGAGCAAAGUCCUUGAAGUGUCUCAUGGGCUCCCAGUUGUGUCGUGAUGGCAGCAAAUGUGUGCUGUUCACUCACGUGUGUGAUGGAGAGACGGACUGCAGAGAUGGCUCCGAUGAAGAAGGAUGUGACACUCCAAUGACUAGGACUCCUCCAGGAAAUGCUCACUCAAAUCGACCUCCUUUACCCGUCAAUACUCUACCUCCCAACAAGCCACCUUGCCCAAGUCCUUCGUUUCUGUGUCCAGAUUCUUCAUGUAUACCCCAAACACAGAUAUGUGAUGGUGUAAAAGAUUGUCCUGAUGGCUCUGAUGAGAAUACAUGCAUGAAACGAUGCUCAAAAAAGUCUGACUUCCUCUGCAAAGACAGGCGGAGCUGUGUUUCUAAGAAGCUGGUUUGUGAUGGCAGAUCUCAUUGUCACGACAGCUCAGAUGAGGUUGACUGUCCGAGUGUUGCAAUCCCUGCCGGCCGAGCAAAGUCCUUGAAGUGUCUCAUGGGCUCCCAGUUGUGUCGGGAUGGCAGCAAAUGUGUGCUGUUCACUCAUGUGUGUGAUGGAGAGCCGGACUGCAGAGAUGGCUCCGAUGAAGAAGGAUGUGACACUCCAAUGACUAGGACUCCUCCAGGAAAUGCUCACUCAAAUCAACCUCCUUUACCUGUCAAUACUCUACCUCCCAGCAAGCCAUCCUGCCCAAGUCCUUCAUUUCUGUGUCCAGAUUCUUCAUGUAUACCCCAAACACAGAUAUGUGAUGGAGUAAAAGAUUGUCCUGAUGGCUCUGAUGAGAAUACAUGCAUGAAACGAUGCUCAAAAAAGUCUGACUUCCUCUGCAAAGACAGGCGGAGCUGCGUUUCUAAGAAGCUGGUUUGUGAUGGCAGAUCUCAUUGCCACGACAGCUCAGAUGAGGUUGACUGUGUGAUGAUGGCUCCUCCCACCAUCCGGGCAAAGGUGCUAAAAUGCCGCGUGGGCUUCCAGCUAUGUCAGGAUCGGACUGAAUGUGUUCCCUACAGCCAUGUGUGUGAUGGAGAAAAAGACUGUCGGGAUGGGUCAGAUGAAGUGGAAUGCGAUUCUGCAACAACCCCAUCUUCCUCCAAUCCAGGCUUAAAUGAAUUGCCCACAUCAGCAAAGCCCUUUAAUAAGCCUUCCUGUAGGAGUCCGUCAGUGUUGUGUCCAAAUUCAUUUCUUUGCAUUCGCCCAACACAAAUGUGUGAUGGCACAAAAGACUGUCCCGAUGGAUCGGAUGAGAACUGUUUGAAAAGAUGCCCUUAUAAGAUGGACUUUCUGUGCAAGGAUCGUAGGAGCUGCGUGUCAAAGUUUCUGAUGUGUGAUGGCCGGGCUCAUUGUCACGAUGGCUCAGAUGAGGUGGACUGUCAGAGUGUAGCUCCUCAUGUAACGACGACGGGUGUCCUGAAAUGCCGUACGGGCACAAAGCGCUGUAAAGACCGCACAGAAUGUGUGCUAUACAGCCAUGUAUGUGAUGGAGCAAAAGAUUGUUUGGAUGGAUCUGAUGAAGAAGGAUGCCAAAAAACCUGCACAAAAGGUGAAUUUCAGUGUGCUCACGGGGUGACGUGCAUCCCUAAGACUCAGGUCUGUGAUGGGAGGGCUCAGUGUAGCGACCACUCUGAUGAGCUGGACUGCUGGGAAGGAACCAAAAGCUGCGAGUAUCUCUGCGCUGACGGCCAUCGUUGCAUCCCAAAGAAAUUCUUAUGUGAUGGAGAGCAAGAUUGUGUUGAUGGCACAGAUGAGGUGGGGUGUGAUGCUGUCACCACAACACUCACACCUGUGGUUCUAACUCCUGCUUCAGUUUGCAUCGCUCCUUCAGUUCUCUGCCCAGGUUCAUCAUUGUGUAUCUCUCAAAAUCAGCUAUGCAAUGGAAAAGGAGACUGUCCAGAUGCAUUUGAUGAGAGUGACUGUGUUUUCAAGUGUAAAAGCCCAACUGAUUUCUUGUGCGGUGAUCGGCGAAAGUGCAUCCCCAAAAUGUACGUGUGUGAUGGUCGUGCCCACUGUCCCGAUGGCUCAGAUGAGAGGAAGUGCAAAUCACCUGAUCGGGGUUCACCUUCCUCCAGGGAUAAGCCUCCUUUAAAAUGCCGAAACGGCUUCCAAGCUUGUAAAGAUGGUCUAGAGUGUGUGAUGUACAGCCAUGUGUGUGACGGAGAGAAGGACUGUCGGGAUGGAUCGGAUGAGGAGGGAUGUGCUGCUCAAUGCCAAAUAGAGGAGUUUGAGUGUCAUCAUGGUAAUAGAUGCCUCCGAAAGGAGCAGGUGUGUGACGGACAAUAUGACUGUCAAGACCGAUCCGAUGAAAUGAGCUGUGAAAGUCAACUCUUGGGCUGCCAUCACCGCUGCGAUAACAGAACGCGCUGCAUACCGGAGACCUUUCUGUGUGAUGGCGAGAGAGACUGUGCUGAUGGCUCUGAUGAAGAAAAGUGUGGUUUGACGUUCUGUGAAGUUGAGCAGUUCCGCUGCAAUAGCGGUCAGUGCGUGUCGGUGGCUCUUCGUUGUGAUGGAUAUGCGGACUGUAAUGACCGGUCUGAUGAGGCGGACUGCUCGAGACCACCGCGCUGCCCCACGCAGCUGCGAUGCGCUCACAGUCACGAGUGCCUGCAGAGUCAGUGGCUGUGUGAUGGUGAGAACGACUGCAAGGAUGGCUCAGAUGAGAAGAACUGUUUGACUAAGUCACCACCGUGUAGACAAUUCCAGUGGCAGUGUGGAAGCAGCAGUCAAUGCAUCCCUCAGUCCUGGAGGUGUGACGGAAAGAGGGACUGUCACAAUGGCGUGGAUGAGGACAAAUGCAAACAGAGAAGGUGCCCUUCUCACCUUUACCAGUGUGGCAGCGGUGAGUGUGUGGACCUGCGACUGGUGUGCAGCGGCUUUAUCAACUGUGCUGACAGUUCAGAUGAGGGUGUGGGAUGCACACUGCGCAACUGCUCUAGUCCGUCAGCGCCUCACUGUGAUCAUAGUUGUGUCAGCACUCCAAAUGGACCGAGAUGUUACUGUGCAGCAGGUUUCACACUACAUUCUGAUGCCGUGUCCUGUGUGGACACCAACGAAUGCAAUUUAAUGCAGAACGAUGCAUGCAAACACACCUGCCUCAACACCCGUGGGUCAUACGUGUGCCAGUGCCAUCCUGGCUUCUACCUGGAGCCUGACAACAAAAGCUGCAAGACCAAGGAUGAGGCACUGCUUGUGGCAUCUGUUCAGUCAGAGCUGUUAAUCCUUGGAGUUCAAAGUGGAACCUUGAGUCUUCUGUCUUCCACCAACCGGCCAGUCUUCUCAUUGGAUUACCACUGGGCUCAGCAGAAGGUUUACUGGCUCAGUCCAGACUACCAGAGCAUCCGCUGGGCUGACAUGACAAAGGACUCUACCAACAAAGGGACACUUAUCAAAGGAGUGAAGUCUGAGUUCAUUGCGGUGGACUGGGUUGGCAAGAACCUGUACUGGGUGGAUGGGCUUGUGGGCCAGAUUCAGGCGGUCCGUCUCAGUGACACCAGAUUGAAGUCACUGGAUUACACAGUGGUACUGGCUGAAGAUCUUGAGCAGCCACGCUCGCUAGUGCUGCUCCCACACAAAGGAUGGAUGUUGUGGUCUGAGAUUGGCAGCACCCCGCAGAUCCAGCGUUCGGGGAUGGAUGGAUCAAAGAGGAAGGUGGUGGUGGGCAGCGGUUUGAGCUGGCCUGUAAGUUUGGCCUACGAUUUCCUGGAUGACCGCAUUUACUGGGCUGAUGAGAAGUUGCGCUGCAUUGGCUCUGCCUCUCUGGAUGGAGAUAAUGUCAAGAUUCUCCAGUUGGCUGAAACUCCUAGCCCUUUCUCAGUAGCAGUCUUCAAUGAUCGCCUUUUCUGGUCCGACACAAAGCGAAGAACCAUCCGCUCAGCUGACAAGAACACUGGGAAAGACCAGAAGGUUCUUCUGAAAAGACCAGGGCAGCCUUUCGGGAUAAAGCUGAUGCAUACCCUCUCCCAGCCCGCUAUAAUCAACCCCUGUGACCAGCUGCAGUGCUCCCACCUGUGUCUUCUGACAGCCGGCAUUGCUGUGAUGGAGCCAACAGCAGUCUGCCGCUGUCCAAAGGGGUUGCUACUUUCUAAGGAUAAGAUCAGCUGCUCUCUACCUUUGGAAUCUACUUUCAUACUGCUUCUCUCAUAUACAACAGUCUAUCAGGUUUACUUUGAGUCUUUGCGUCAUGAUGGCGUUGGUCUGAAAAAUAUGCCAAACAGUCGAGUGUUGGUGAUUCCUGGAGUUGUUGAGGCCUCUGGGCUUGAUUUAGCCUUCCAAGCCUUGUCCUUGUAUGUAGCUGAUGGUGGACAAGGUACUGUAGAUGUGCUAAACUUAAGUGGACCCACGUCCAGACAGGGACUGACACCGGCAGGACGAGUUAUGCAACUAAAGGAUGAGUCUGUCAUGGCUCUGGCUGUGGACUGGGUGACCUUCAACAUCUACUGGAGCAGCACCAGACGGGCUAAUCUCCAUGUGACCACCCGCCGUGAUGGCUUCACCACCUCUCUGCUGCAGGGAUCACUUAAGCAGACAACAUCCAUUGCGGUGCAUCCCCCCUCAAGUCAACUUUGCUACACAGCCCUUGUAGGCAGUAAGAGUCAGACUGAGGUGAGCUGUGCCUGGAUGGAUGGCCGCAAUAAAGCAGUACUUUGGACAAAGUCCAUAAUCCCCACAUCACUGGUUUUUUCCAAUAAAGGAACCACAAUCUACUGGGCUGACACAGUAUUUCCGCAUCUAGAAGAAGGCCUAAUCUGUUCUAUUGGACUGGAUGGCUCAGGCUACAAACAAUACAAAACUGGACCUGGUUUACUUGCUUCCUUCACAUACACUGAGAAUAUGCUCCUCUGGAUAACACUGGAAAAGGAUGUCACCAAAAUGUGGUUCAGUGACGGCCUCCAUCCUAAACAGCUGUGGUUCGAGACAAAAACCAGCCUGGUGGAAAUCAAAGCUUACAGUAAUGACAGCCAAACAGGAUCCAAUAUGUGUGGCAAAAAUAACGGGGGAUGUGAGCAUCUGUGCCUGGCGUAUCCCGGAGGCCGCACAUGCAAAUGUGCUCGUGGCUUUUACACCAUCAGUCCUACAUCCUGUGCGCCAGAGCACCCUUGUCCCAAAGGAGAGCAAGCUUGUCUUGAUGGUAGCAAGUGUCUUAACAACAAGGAGUUCUGUGAUGGACGUGUCGAUUGUCCAGACCAGUCGGAUGAACAGGACUGUCCAUAUAUGAACACCCCUUCUAGAACCAAAGUCAGUGAUGGCCAGCUUUCCAAGUCUCCACUUGCACCUCCUCCGAACUCUAAGGACACUACCUCGUGUAGUCAACAACAUUGCAGCGGCCAUGGCCACUGUGCCACUCAAGGCAAAGCCAUUCACUGUCAGUGCAUGGCUGGUUACCAAGGAGAGUUCUGUCAGGAGAAGGAAAGUCGACGAAGUCAUGUAGGUGUGGUCCUGGGGGUCUUCUGCCUGCUCGCUGCCUUAUUGGGUGUUGCUUUCAUUUUCGGUAAAAGGAAGGCCUGGGUAGCAAUCAGAGGCAGGGCACCUGACAAAGAAACAUUGAUGUCCAACAUGGCGCUGGAAUGUGACCACAUGGAGGCUGACUGUGAGGUAAAAUCUGGAGCUUGAGUCCUCAGUCGACGUGAAAACCCCCCCAGUAGCUUCAUAGCAGUCAAUCAUCUGCUGGCAGAUAUUGACUAUUGGCAGCUGUGUAACUUUUUAGUUUUAUAUAGAGAGACUUCACACACAUGAUAAACAUCACUGGUGUUGAAGAUGAUUAAUUGCAUUUUGUACAAUAAACAACUCAUAAUGAAA